Messenger RNA from Candidula unifasciata, 1758 nucleotides. The record is from the annotation of a GenBank genome assembly. NCBI's taxonomy places the organism in Eukaryota, Metazoa, Mollusca, Gastropoda, Stylommatophora, Geomitridae.
AUGCCAUUUAACAGCCACCAAAGAGUGUCUCCAUAUUACAGCAGCAAGCUCUCCACUCCCAGUAACAGUGUUCACAUCAGUAGCAGGAGAACAAAUGCCUCAUCAUCCCCGCUGCAGCAUCCUCAAGAGCAAAAUCUGAAAUUGAAGCCUAGAUCAUUUUCACUGUCUCAAGUAACACCAGCUUCCUUGCCGUUGUACUCUGGUACAGUGGCAUCAUCAAACAAGGGUAAAACUUUGCUGCGUGAAGCUUUCUUUACCCAAAAUGACAGUGAUGACAUGCAACCACUAGAUCUCAGCAUGCGUGCCAACAGAGUUGAGAAGACAGUGAAACAGCCUACAUCUCAUGAGCACAAGGCUAUUUGUUUGGUGAAAUCCUGCACUUGUAGUACCCAGCCUGAGCAUUUAUCUCACUACCAUGUCGCCGGGCAAGUCAUUACCCGAUCUCCACUGCCAGGAAUGACACUUUCUUCCAGCAGCCGGGAGGGGUCGCCCUUAUACACCCAGCAUCACAUGCUGAGCUCUACCUACCAAACCAGUUCCAGUAAAGCUGCAUCAUUUUCCAGCUCUGUUCCACAAAUAUCACCAUGGAAUACAACGGAGUUCACACCUUUCCAGCACUUGAUACCAACUGAUAAAGGACUUAAAGAUGCCCAUAAUUCCUCUGGUCUAUUUGGACGGUACAACCAAAUGCACCAGGACAUGAAUAUAGGCACAUGUGAGGAGACUGAACAAGAUUCAUUGGCAACCCUCCCAAAGAAAGACAGUUAUGAUGAGGAGAAUGAUGAACCUACUUAUAUGGAUCUUGAUUCGACAACAACCUCCACGUCUCUGACUACUAAAACUAUGAGAAAUUAUCCAGGGAAUUCUAACUUUGCUUACAAACAGCUAAACUCACCACAAAUAUCCUCAAAACACAGCAAAAACAGUGACGGUGGCUCAGAGUCUGCCUGCAGCCCAUAUCAGUCGCCCUUGCUCCAAGCAUUAAACAGCAAAAGGAGUAAUGAUCUUUCAGACAAAAGAGCCACUAAUUACUUUGGUGGUGGUGUAAUUUCUCAUACUUCCUUUGAAAAGAGCCACAAGAAGAUUAUUGGCCAAACAGGCAUUGUUCCAAACUCUGAAAAAGCUGCCCAUCCAAAACAGCAGUUGGCCUUUCCCGAUUCUUCAACCUCUCCUGCCACUGUACCUGUCUCUACAGGCCAUGUAAAUUUGUAUAGGUCGCACACAGAUACUCAUCUGACCACAACUGUUCAACAUCAGGAUACAGAAGGUCACACCGCCAUGUUACAUAACAAUUACCCAGCAUACCCCAAGACCUCACUGUCCAGCCAGUAUUUGCCUUUGCCUACUAAUGAGAUGCAUCUAGUGCACUCUGUUUGUAAAAGCCCUAUAGACCAAGAAAGCAAUGCUGGAAGUGACACAGAGACAUCCACGCCAGAUAAGAUUGCUUCAAAUGUUCAGCUGCCAGUUUGUACUAACUCGACUUCAGAUGGAAUCAGUGGAAACCAGCAGACGAGAACUGGAGACUGCAGUGAAGACAAUCCGCAGGUAAACUCAGAGCAGGAGGGAAAUGGCUCUACUAAAAUCAGCCUCCUUGACUUCUGGAUCUCAAAAAUCCUCAUGGAGCGGAGUAUAGAAAAUUCUCAGCCACGGAAACCAUGUAAUGUGGAUUACAUAUGCACAGCAAAUGGGGAAAAGAGGAUACGGCUUCGACUUGUUGAUCUCAUGGAAAUGCAAGUGGAACAAAGCAUGAAAGCUUAG